Nymphaea colorata (pocket water lily) is the source of this 399-nucleotide messenger RNA. RefSeq lists its product as uncharacterized. The transcript has 2 exons. Bases 1 to 399 code for a protein of 132 amino acids. The record is from RefSeq and is a predicted model, not a curated record. NCBI's taxonomy places the organism in Eukaryota, Viridiplantae, Streptophyta, Magnoliopsida, Nymphaeales, Nymphaeaceae.
AUGAUAACAAAGGAGAAGAAGAUCUGGUGCGAGGAGGAGGAUGCCGCCCUCAAGCGGCUCUUCGAAGAAGAGGGGGAACAGAGCUGGUCAAUCGUCGCCAAGAGAUUGUCAGCAGAGUACAACUUCUCCAGGAAGAGCGCCAAACAGUGUCGCGAACGGAGUGACAACUGCAUAAAGAACCAUUUCUACUCGAAGUUGCGCAAGAUCCUGCGGAAGUUGAACACGGUCAUCCACAGCCACCUGCGGCGGGAAUACCGCCAGAUCAACAUAGGCACCCUCUACAAGAUAGUGGAGGCCACCGAGGAGCGUUUCAAGGAGGAACCGGCCUGCGGAUUCUCAGUCUCUGUGGCUUGCCAAGGUAUCACGCUUUCUAUUCAGAAGUUCAGAACCGGAUGCUGA